Messenger RNA from Nilaparvata lugens (brown planthopper), 627 nucleotides. Its product is annotated as KRAB-A domain-containing protein 2-like. The record is from RefSeq and is a predicted model, not a curated record. Bases 1 to 627 code for a protein of 208 amino acids. Gene Ontology annotation, molecular function: nucleic acid binding. Gene Ontology annotation, biological process: DNA integration. The transcript has a single exon. Lineage: Eukaryota; Metazoa; Arthropoda; Insecta; Hemiptera; Delphacidae.
AUGGGCUCCUACCCACUCUCCAAGCAGAGAAAUCGAUUCAUAUUGGUCAUCACUGAUUCUUUCUCCAGGUGGAUAGAAGCCUACCCGCUGCCUCACGGCGACGCCGACACAAUUGGCCGCACGAUGGAUACGCACCUGUUUCCCAGAUGGGGAUACCCAAAAAUCCUACUCUCCGACAAUGGCACUCAGUUUACGGGGAAACUAUGGAACGAACUCCGCCUCAAAUGGGUAGUCUUACACUACAUCACGCCAAUUUAUCACCCCCAAGCCAACCCUACCAAGAGAAGGAACCAGGAACUCAAGAAGGGACUACAGAUCCGCCUACAAGAACAACACCAAGAAUGGGAGAACCAACUACCAUCCGUGCUAUUCACCCUGCGAAAUCGACAGGACACGGCAACAAGAUACAGCCCCAGUCAAAUCCUGUUUGGCCAAACCCUUCCACGGCCAGGGGAAUGGAGCCACUGGUCUGAAAAUCAACUCAAACCGCACAAAGACCAUAUUAACCAGCGUCUACACAUGCUAACCGCAAUCCAACGCAAAGCCGUGUUGAACCAAGAAAAUUAUCUCAAUAGGAAGGGAGACCCGAUAGCCGAGACACAGCCUCGUUACCAGAUCGGCGACUAG